AUGACGGACUAUGUGCGCCGAAGAAAUACUGUAGAAGAUAAAAGGGAACAACUUGAAAACAACUUUGCCUACGAGGACAAAACCGGACACGUGGCAUCUGUGAAAUACGAAGGUUUGACAUUAGGCCAUUGUUUGCUUGUGCUUGUGUUUCAUGUGCUAAUUUUCUCCUUGGCUGUGUACGCACAUCAUUAUGUCCCAGAGACGAAAGUCAAUGCGAAUAAAGGUGAUUUUGCUGAGUGGAGGGCCCGUAAACACUUGGACGAAAUCACUUCAUACGGGGAUAGGCCAACAGGAAGCUUUGCAAAUGAACACAAGACCGUGGAAUAUCUUCUAACCACGCUUUGGGCCUUUCAGGAAGCCAAGCGCGAUGACAUAAUACUUGACAUUGAUCUUCAAAGGCCAUCCGGACGUUUUUCUAUGGAUUUUUUAGAGGGUUUGACAAGUUACUAUAAGAAUGUGUCCAAUGUCGUGGCUAGGAUAUCGUCAAAAAAGACAUACCCUGCAAAGCAUAGUAUUUUAGUCAAUGCACAUUUUGAUUCAACUUUUGGUGGACCUGGUGCAAGUGAUGAUGUAGUCAGUUGUGCAACAAUGCUCGAGGUAAUCAGGUGUCUGACUGAGUCCAAUGCACAUGUUGAGUUAAAUCAUAGUCUGGUUUUCUUAUUCAAUGGUGCCGAGGAAAAUUUUCUUCAGGCGAGUCAUGGUUUUAUUACCCAGCAUCGUUGGGCAAAGGACAUCCGGGUGUUUGUCAACCUGGAGGCAGCAGGUGCAGGUAAGUCAAGGCAUAGCCAAGCGGGCAAAAUGAUGCAUUGAGUAUUUCAUCCAUGUUACACACUCAGUCGAAAACUUCCUUCAUCAGGCCUUAAACUAUCUGUCGGUCACAGACAUUGUCUGACCCAUUCGUCAAAUUGUCUGAUGUAGAGAGGAAACCGCCGGACAUUCUGUCCGACCUGAGUAAAACUGAGGUUUAUUCUUUGUCCGACCCAAAUGUAUUGGUGUCCGACCGAACUGUAGCUGUGUCUGACGCUUGCUCUAUGCACAUAAAUCAAAAUGUACCCUAGUCCAGGACUAGAGGCUUGUAUGUUAUAAAUGGAGAACCAGUGAGAGUAUUGUAUAAAAAUGAACCGGAAAUGUUGUUUUUAAUAAAGUCAUCAAACACGGAGAGGGGGCGGAAUACUGAAGUCAUACUGCUAUUAUUGGCAAGCAAGUUAAUCUUGGCUUGGAAUUAAUAAGUAUGAAUGACACAAAUUAUUCAAUAUCUUUGCAAUAUUUAGUUCAGAAUUAAUACAUUGUGCUGAUAUUAAUUUGUGUCAUUCAGACUUAUUUCCGAGCCAAACUGAACUGAAGGUCAUCGGACAUCAUCAUACAUAUGUCUGACCCAUUAACUAAAAGUCAUCGGACAUUUUGUCAGACGGCACUGAUUGACAGAAAUUUUCUUCAAGAAAAUUUGCAUGGGAAUUGGUUAAGGUAAUGAUUCCUACCCUGAGAACAAUUUGAAUAAUACUUACAGUAGGUUACAAAUCUAGGCUACCAACAAAGUUGGAUGCCUCUCUGUCCCCUCCCCUGAGUUAAUAUCCACCCCCCAAGUCAAAGUCUCUUUAUUGCGUAUUUUUCCCUGCCCCGUACUCAGUUGUCAAUUAUUAUUUAGGCCACAUAAAAAAAUAGUUGGUUAGCAUCCUUAGCUUUUGCCAAAAGUGGGCGGGCAUUUUUGCAUGCUUUAUAUUCUUUCUAUUUUAAACACAAUUGACUACAGAAAUACUACAUAUAUUAGAGCCUGUUGGUCAAUAAAAGUUGUUUUUUUCCAAAAUAAAAAAUAAAAAAAUCCUGAGCAGGACUUUUUUGUGGGCUGGCGAGGACGCUAACCAACUAAUUUUUUUAUGUGGCCUUUUGAGAUGUACCACAGAAUACCAGUGCAGAGGUAAGUAAGCAACAGUUUAUCAAAUUGUACCAGGAUUUGGUGUGUCAUGUUGUAUGAUAAUACUGUGGGAUAUUGCUAACUUAAUUUAGUGAAAGUUAACACCAAAAUCAGUAAAGAAUACCAGUGGUAUAACCAAAGAAUACCAGGUUUAUCAAUAAUUUUGAAAAAUUCAGUUUUGAAAAAUUCAAUGGUAAAAUUGAUUACACUAUGUGAUUCCAGUGUACAUAGUAAUAAUGUUGUGUUGCAUAGACAAAGUAUUGAUCAACAUAAAUUAUGCCGGUUUGCGAACUUAUUUUUAAACAUUUGGAUUUUACAGGCAUUAUGCGAAAAAAAAGUACCAAAAAUACAGAAUGUUACUUCUUGUUAAUCCUGAUUAGUUUUAAGAAUUUUUAAGAAAAUAUACAUUUUUGUUUUUUUUAUGUCAGUUAAGACUAAAACUAAUAUAUAAUCACAGAAAUAAAGUUUAUAGGAUAUUCCCUUCAAAUUUUAUAUAAGAAAUAAGUAAGACUGGUAUUCUGUGUUACCGUGGUAUUCUGUGGUACAUACACCUGUAAGGAACGGAUAACUAGAUUAGCGAUACAGAAAUAUGGGGUUGGCGGUUAAGCAGACAGCUUCAAUAAAAUCAUCCUGGAUUCCUGGUUGCAUGGCUGAGUAAGAUAGAGUCAGUUGGGAAAAACUGGAGUCAGCGAGUAUUUUUUGUUGGGCCUAAUCCUGAUUAUAAGCUCAUAUUUUCGUACCUUGCAGGAGGAAGAGAACUGGUAUUCCAAACUGGACCAGAACAUCCGUGGUUGAUCAAGAUAUACGCCAACUCAGCCAACUACCCAUAUGCUUCCAUUGUUGGUCAAGAGUUUUUUCAAACAGGUUUAAUUCCUGCUGAAACUGACUUCAGAAUUUUUCGUGAUUAUGGCAAUAUUCCAGGUAAUACAAGCCACAUAUUGUACUUGUAAAUUACGUCAUGUUUUAAAGUAAUGAUAAUAAUAUUAAACAGUUAUUGGAUGAGGUUUUUGUGAUAUCCAGAUUGAUAACACUUACGGAGACCUUGAUAAUUCGGGAUGUCUCAAGAACCGAACUCGACAACUGUUCAAUAACACGCUUGUGAUGUUACUCUGAGUGUAUAUCCACACCGGGCAGGCUUGAAAAAUAUGCCUGGCCACGGUGGGAAUCGAACCUACGACCUUUGGAAUACUAGCCCAAUGCUCUGCCAACUGAGCUAUGCGGUCAGGUCGGUUCGAGUAUGUGAUAUUUUUAGGAACUGAGUCUAGUUCCUUCGAUAUCAACGUAAUCUGGUAAUCAUUAUAUUUCUGUGUUGGUGUAAUGUACUCAGGUGAAUAAGAGGCUUGUGAUGUUACUCUGAGUGUAACAUCACAAGCAUCUUAUCCACCUGAGUACAUUGCACCAACACAGAAAAUAUCAUGUUCUAUAACACAUUACAUUUUCAUUAAUAAAGCCGCGGUCAAGCGAGGAUGAGAGUUGACUGCAUGCGUGGGUAGCGAAAACUCUCAUCAAAAUUUGAACCAGCGAGUGUUGCAACUCUUCUCAACUCACAUCAACUCUCGUCCCCGUUUGACCAGGGUAUUUAACAAAUAGAUAGGAUUUUGCCGUUGUCUACUUGUCUGUUCAGUUCUUGGCUCGUGAGUCACUUUUUGUUCUUCGCGCAUUAUCAUGCUUACUUUUUAUGCACCCAAACAUUUGGAAAUUUGAAAAAGUUGAAAUUUUGCAAAUAUCACGCGUGCGUGAUCUACACAAAUAAGGGAAUGCUAUUGGAUAAGGUUUCGUGUGACGUACAGUAAUUCUGUGCGUCUGUCCUCUAAUAGAUCAUGGCUGCGAAAGCGAUUGAAUUCUUAACGUUAUUAUAUAAAACUCUUUCGACAAACAAUGAUUUGUCGCACAAAACAACGUGGACUUUGGUUCACAAAAAAGGAGUGAAAACGAUUUAAAACAUCACUACAAUAACAGCAUAAAAAUAUUAAAAAUCUCAUUUAUCUACUAAAGUUCCGAUAAAAUGUCUGCUUUUUGCACAAUUAAAAUUCACGAAAAUCGGAAAAUGUAAUGCUUUCUUGCUUUUGUUCGUGUAUUUAAAACUGCCACUUGCUAAGUAUUGAAUUACAUACUGCGGGCUCAACCUACACAUUAGUCCGUUAGUUGCUGUAAGCUAUUGGCCAAUCAGAAGAUACGUAUAGUGACUACAAUGUAUAAUAAUAUAACUUAAAUACCAUGAGUAGACGCGGGUAAUAAUUUUUUAGCGACUGCAAUGCAGUAGUUGUAAAGUUGUUGCAUUGCCGUCGCGAGAGGGACAUGCCAUAGAAAAAUAGAUAUCUAUUAUUUCUAUGGGACAUGCUCGUGUAUUAUAUGCUCUGCAACGGCAGCGCAAAGCUUCCCCCAAUUAUUCCUAAUCACAAAUAGUAGAAAACACAUCACAAUGAAAGCAACCUUAAGUGGAAGCAAAAAAGGUGUCGCAGCACCCGCAGCCUAAAAAUGCCUACAGUGAAAUUUGCGUUGGGUGGAUUGGCAUAAAUUUGAUAUUGAGACCCUCUCGUUAGGCAAUGCGUUCAUCAAUUGCCCCAAAUACCUUGCAUACAACCGCGGCUCAAUACCGACAAUGAAGUUUGACAAUAAAUCAACAUGCUACUCAUCAUCAUCAAUUUGACAAUCAACAUGCUACCCUCGUAUUAUAGCUACUUGUAGAAGCAUGCAUAUUAAAUACAUUUUAGUUUUUCAAAUAAGUGCCUAAAUGUUUUGGUUCCAGUAUAUCUAAGUGAUUAUUUUGUUAACAGUAGAUUAAAAAAUAUCGAGAUGAAGAUAUAAAGAGAUCAUAUCGUUUAUCAUGUUAGUAAUUAUUAAACCUUUCCAAAAAAACCUUUGCUUUCUCGUACACAGAGUCCUUGUUUUGAAUCCGUUUUUUUCUAUUUCGAGUCCGGGUUUUCAAGAGUCAAGUCCGGGUUUUUUUAAACACGGGUCCGGAUUUUUUUCGAGUCCGGGUCCGGGUUUUCCUCGAGUCCUUAUUUUCUUCGAGUCCGAGUCCGGUCCGGGUUUCGAAGUAUGCCUAAUUUUUGGGCAACGUUUGCAGAAAAUUGAGAGGUGUAAUCAAGGUUGUUGAUUGAUACGUUUCUUGACCGGAAAUCACAUGAACUGAAGCAAAUUUUAAAAAAUGCUAACCGUUCAAUUUAGCAAGAAUUGCGCUCGUACAGUAAAUCGUAAUCCUGUGGAAAUGAACUAAGUACACAAACACUACGUUGAAACCUGUCUCCGGUAUUUGGUUUAUUUGAAAUUUAAGAAAACUGACUUGGUUUGCGAACGCAGUGCCAAAAUCCGCUGGUCACUAUACUAUACGUGAUAUAUACAGUUUAUUUCACUGAUGAAAAUCAUGCAGGCUAACCGAAAUGAUUCCCCACAAUACAGCACAACAAUUACGUUUGUUUUCGUUACUAAAUAAUAGUUGUGUGUAUAGGUAUUGACAUUGCUUAUGUUUCAAACGGCUAUGUAUACCACACCACACGUGAUCUUCCUGAGGCCAUCACACCGGGGAGUGUUCAACGUGCUGGAGAAAACCUCUUGGGAAUGCUUAUACGCUUAUCUCAAUCACCUCUUGUGGCUGACCCCAGUGCUGACCAACAUGGUGCAAUGGUGUUCUAUGAUUUCUUGGGGUUAUAUUUGGUACUGUAUCCUCAACGUAUUGGCUGGAUCUUGAAUAGCCUCGUCGCAGCCGUAACGUUUGUUUGUAUUGUGCUAAAGUUUUCGAAGAAAUCGGUUAAAGAUACUUAUGCCAAUGGUAAAGGUAAGCAAAUACGAUCAGUAAAUAAUGAGCAAGACGUAAUGUGACUAAUAAUUAAACAGGCAACGGGCCUAAGUGAAACUGGGGUUUAUUGUUUAUCCGACCCGAGUGUAUUGGUGUCCUACCAAACUGUAGGUUUGUCCGACGUAAAUCAAAAUGUGCCCUAGUCCAGGACUAGAGGCCCGUAUGCUAAUUGGAGAAUCAUAUAGUAAUGUAUGAAAGGUGAACUGGAAAUGUUGUUUUAAUGUAAUUGAGCGCUGGGUGGCGCGAGCAAAAUGGUGAAGUGGAAAAUGGGUUUAAGUUGUCGAAGUCGUACUGCUGUUAUAGACAAGCAAGGUAGUUUAGGCUUGGCAACAAAUAAGAAUGACUUUAAUAUCUUUACAACAUUUACCUUUCGGAAUUAAUACAUUGUGCUGAUAUUAAUUUGUGUCAUUCAGAAUUAUUUCCGAGCCAAACUGAAUUGAAGGUCAUCGGACAUCAUCAUACAUAUGUCCGACCCAAACUGCAAGUCAUCGGACAUUUUGUCAGACGGUCCUGUAAAAGAUAUUUUAAGGCCUGAUUUUCCAAUGCCCGUCUGCAAUAAAAUAUAAAAGCUGAAUAUUUUUUUAUUUCAUUUAGGAGUUACCAGAAAUAGUUCGAAUGGAGUCUUGUACGUGACAUCAUUUAUCAAAGCUCUUUUCUACAUUCUCCUAUCGUGGUUAUUGUCUCUCCUGUUUGUAUUUCUUAUUGCUAAAGUGAUUACUGCAAGUGGUCAGUCAUUGUCAUGGUACUGCAAACCUUAUGUACUUGUUGGUAUAUACGUACUGCCAGGGGUGUUAGUCAUAUCUGGAAUACACUAUUGGCAAGCUACUCAUUUUAAGGUAUUCACAUUUUAACAACACAGCAGAGCCAGAAAUAGCGGUCGGGCAUCCGACAUUUUCCAAAUAAAUGCCAAAUUGGUCGUACCUUUUGUCCGCACAAAAAAUAGCAAACAGUUUUCUUAAAAGAAUAGGUUAACCAUUAUAGAGGUGGGCAAAUCCGAUCCGAUCGGAUUCGUUCGGAUUUCGGAACAAAAAUAUUCAUAUCGGAUUGAUAAAGUUGUUUCUUGUUUCGUAAUCGGAUCGGACCUCGAUAUUCGAAAUAAAAUGAAUUAAUUAUCCACGACAACGCGGUUGUCGCUGCAUUAUUCGUUUGAUAAUUCAAUUAGACGUCACUUCGUCAGCUUCUUGACAUGUAUUUCUUGCUUUUAUAUUUAUUUGGUUAAACAUUUCCACUUGAAUGAGAAAUUUAUUUUAUUAAAGGUUUCAUCGGAUCGGAAUUCUUUAUCAAAACUCAGAUCGGAUUCGGAUUAGACAAUUUCGGGUCGGAUUCGGAUUUUAAACAUUAGCCAAUUGUCUGAUUAUAAAUGUCCAAUCCGAUCCGGUGCACACCUCUAUUAACCAUGGCCUACGGCUGAUCAUAUGUACAGCAUUUUGACACUACAAUAGAGUGUUUGAUUUUGACGUAAUUUACCCGGAAGACAUAACUGUCUUCUGCAUCUCUGUCAAUGAGUGCAUGCUGGGAAUCAAAAUGAAAUUGGAAAAAAUGUCCGACCGCAUUUGAAAGUUUCCGAUCAAAUUUAAUUUUGGUUGGACUUUCUUCCGGUCUAUUUUUGAACGUUAUUUCAAGCUCUGCAUGGACUCAAACGAAAGUUUUAUUUUUGUAGUAGUUACAGUAAAUGUGAGUAUAGGACCGGUGUAAGAGCAUGGUUUCAAAUAUAAUUUUCAAAAUCUUGCAUGAGUGAGUGUUACAAAGUUGCAUGCGUUCGAAGAAUAAGUGCAAUUUGAGGGCUUUGAAUGAUCAACGGUGAAUGGUUUUGUUUCGAUUUGAAAAGUUGAUAUCCUUAGCUCCUAUAUUGAUUAUUCAUUCACUUAGUGAACGGUCGCACUCAAACCUUGACCAAAGGUAAUAGAUGUCUCGAUGAACAACUUCCUACAAGACCUGUGGUCAGGGAGCAGGUCUCCCAAAACACAAGUUUCGUUCAACACACUCCACAGAAAAGGUUUGAUACUUGAAUAUGGUAGAGAAAGACCUGCUGAUCAAUGUCAGAUAGUUCGUAGGGUCGAAAUGUGGUAUACUGGCUGGAUCCAUCCCUGCUUAUAAUAUUAAAAAAGUGGAACUCUGUACACAGGCAAUCCCAGAGUUAAUGACGCCAUAUCUGUCGUGAUCUACUUGAUCUACUGCAUGUGAGACUUUUAUACAUUUUUUUGGUCUUGGUGAAUCUUGGUGAAAAAAGGCGUAUAUUAUCUAGAUAGAGCAAUUGGUCAUCCGUGACUUCUCUUUGUUGUCCUCGUCUCAACAAUUUUCCAGUGAAAAACUGAAAAAGUCACCCCAAUAUGGUCGUUUCAAAUAAUAUUUAUAUCCAGUUGUUUAAAUUAAAUUAAAAUAAAUUAAACUAACUAGAAGAAGAGUUGGAUGGUGUAUCUUUCAAGCGCAAAAGGAGAAUAAAUUUGAUUAACUGUGAACCCAAUUUAACCUUGUAGCGAUUGUGAAUGCAACAGAUUUAAUAAUCUCUUUUCUUAAAUAUUGUGACUUUCUGCAAAAACUAUUUUCCAUAUUUGGAAAUAAGAUUAAAUUGAUGUAAGAAGCUCCAUCGACUUUUUAUAGAUCAAGUAUUAAACGACUUUUUCAGUUAUUAAUUUUUUUUUUCAUUGUCGCUAACUGUUUAGAAAACUUCCAGCUGGCCGGAAAGAUGGAGUCAAGAAGCUCACAUGUUUUACGCAACCUUAUUCUUAUGGAACACAUUACUAUCAAUCAUGAACUAUUAUAAUAUAGGUUCAGCGUAUCUGUUUAUGCUGAUGGUAGCGUUCCCUUUAUUUGGACGUGUAUUUAUAUGGGAGAUAUGUCUUGGAAAGACUCGCUCGACUAGUACUCCUGGAAACUGUAACGCAUUCGUCAUCAUGUAUCUCUUAUCAAUUGCAAUUCCACUAACGUUAUGGUCUUAUAUGUUUUGGAUGCAUUUGGAGUUCAUAAUUCCUAUAUUUGGUCGAACAGGCGGGAACGAUCCUCCAGAAGUAUUGAUAUCACUUUUUGUUACAUUUUUCGUUUUAGUCGUUCUUUCGUACUCGGUAAGUCCACAAUUUUAUAACGGAACUUCAAACGAACAAUAUUUUAUAGGUCUCAGUUAAUUACAUUUUGGCACUGAGUUGAAUUGGUAAUGGCGUAAUUACAACUUCUGUCGAUUUCAUCGAGUCCAAAAAGUUGUUCUCACUAAUUUAACAAUGAUGUGGAUAUACCGUAUAAUUCUAUUUGCUAACUGAUUUGUUUGUGAAAUGAGUUCAUGCACUCAUUUCGCAAACAAAUAUUUCUGCAAACUGCUGCCAUCCAAUAUACGCAGCCCUUGUGAGUGACGUCACAACAUAUCAUGCGUUGUAAUCGUUUGACUUCCACCAUUUUGGAUGACAAAUUUUUUACAGCUAAAUAAAAACGUACUCCGCAUCAAUAGACUUUAUGCAUAAUGACGUCACAAGGCUUGAUGCCCGCGAGGAAUGCUGGUCUUAGUAGUCAUCGCCCGGGAAAAUUAAACAAUUCAAAAUGGCCACUAUCGAAAUUUUCCCGGGCGAUGACUACUAACUACUAAGACCAGCAUUCCUCGCGGGCAUCAAGCCUUAUGACGUCAUUAUGCAUAAGGUCUAUUAAUCGCCCAGUGCCCACCAUCAUUUUCGCCUUUUCUUCGUAAAAAAUUCCCGCGUGUCUACAAGACCUUUUAAAUUACCUAACGGUCAUAUGUUGAUUUUUUUAUCUUGAUAGAUAAGCUUAGUUCACGUUGUUAGUCAUGUAAAGCCAUUGAUAUUACCAUUGACUGGAGUUUGGCUACUUUCUACAAUACUUGUUCUUACCGGAAGUGUAUUUCCUUAUUCAGCAGAACCUUGGUGCCCUAAACGUAUAGUAUUCCAAGUAAGUGAUAAAUAUAGUCAGUGUAUAUGAUUUUUUACAUUUUUGUAAAUCAUGUUCUUGAGCUGUUUUUUCACCUGACAAUGAAGUUUAUAUUGUAAAAUUGUUCACUGUUAUUCAAAAGAAACAUUGAAAAUUUGGCGUUGUAUUUAUUCAUAUGCCGUGAUAUGGAAAAGAAAAAUUUCAAUUAUUUAUCAAACUCUUCGCUUUUAUGGCGAGUGUUUCAAUGCUUCACGUUCAUCUCAUAAACAUAUAGCUUAAUUACAGUUUAAAAAUUCAUUUGGUAUCCUUUCUUAACUGUGUUUUCGCAUGUCACUAGGUUAAAACUGCCUUUGGUAAUUCUUACGGUCAAUCUCGUACCUAUAGAAUUACAGCAUCAAUUUUUCUGAAUGCGCGUCCUACGAAAGCCAAAUUAUAUACAUUACUACACUUAAUUUGCCUCUUUAAGUAUUCCUGUUUCUCUCAAACAGCCCUAAGUAAAAAUAGUCCGCGAAUGCAAAUAAAACACCUCAAAUAACAUCGAGCGAAUUAACUGUUGCCGUAGUCAUGCACCGUGAAAAUGAUGCAAGUCACGUACCAGUUUCAACAACUACGGCAUUGCACAACGCUUAAGAUCAUGUAAUUUACAUUCGCCUUUGUCUUUGGGGAUCAAUGCUAUUGUUGAAUGAUGGCCACGUUGCCGUUGUACUUGCCAAACUCCCUAAUAGGCCUAUGUGCAUGCAGCAACCCCUCACCUAUAUUUUCCAAACAUGGAUUUAACAUGAAGUAUUAGUAAUUGCAUGCCAACAUUGGGCGCAGGCUUGCGUUGCGCGUCAACGAAACACGAUUAUUUUUCAAUUUUUAAAAAUGUUAAUUUUUUUGUAUAAAAUGGCAAAAUACUCUCUCAGUCCAGCUAUCUGCUGUCUCUUUUCGUGACUAUAUCACUCACACUCUCACCUUAACUGUCAAUCAUUGUUACGUCAUGAAAUAAUAAACUAAAGAAAUUUAUCUAUGAUAAUAAUCUUAUCUGUCAGUUCCAGACAAGCAACAAAAUUCAUAAAUAUUAAACAUCCAAAGCAAACAUGUCCUAUUUUUCACAAUUUCGCAUGGUAAAUAGCCGGGUGGAAUUAGUACCCUCGCGCCGGGCUGCUUCGGACCACUGGUGGAAGACAAUAGUCGACUACCAACUUUUUGAAAGAUAUACCAGAUCGUAGUCGUUCUGAACAAUUUAUUUAAACAGUGUUGCAACUUUGCUACACGUUCCUUGUUACAUUUAAUUCUUUCUGUAAUGUUUCUAAGCAAUAUAAUUGCAUUUUUCAGCACAUGUCACGAACAUUCUAUGAUAGAUCCGGUGGAGUAAGCCACAGAGAUGCAGGUUUAUGGGUCGUUCCUUUCGACUACCUUGGCAUAAAUCAUGUCCACCAUUUACCAGAAUUCAAAGACGCUCAAAUUCCUGAUAUGGAUCAAGGAUUAUUUGGUGAUUUUCCAUACUAUAUGCCAGUCAGUUUUAUGUUCGAGUAAGUGUCUGACACCGAUAAGCAAGAUUCGAGAUAUAACUAAUGUAGCUCCACAGGAUUUUGGAGUAUGUCUUGAAUUCUUAAUUUAAUUCAUUGACCACCAGCGUUCUCCUUUUAACGAGUGAAAUCGUCUGGCGUUAGAUAGAGUAAAGUAAAUCAAGUAGGGAGCAUUAGGACGCAUUGCAACUUAAUGAGUUAACUAAGUGCUGAAGCGCACAUUUUGAAUCUAAAGUUAGCCACUUAGGCUAUGUUGGUAACGUGACGGUUGUUCCAUAAAAGCCAAUACAUUUCUUUCAGGAACUUGCAAAACAUAUCUAGUUGUAAACUGAUCGUUGCUAGAUCAAAACUAAAUCGACUGAUCGUUGUAAACUGGUCAUGCAUGUCUAGUUGCUAUGGCUAGCUUUUCCUUUAGGUGGUAUGAUUUCCCAGGAAGACAACUUACAGAUAAGCAAUAUACAGCUAUUUCAAUUAAGGUUGUCCUUCCAAAAGCGUAAAUCUUGAACUCUGAGCGCGCAAGGAAUGCUGGGUUAUUGCUUAUUUAGACACAUAAACUUUGAAAUUUGGCUUUGCAAGAAUACCUAAGACAUAUAGAAGACUUACGACAGAAAACAUACUUCCUGCAAAGGCAAUUCUCUGAGUUUAAGGGCCAAAUAGGUGAAAACCCAUCAUCCCUUGCGCGCUCAGAGUUUAAGGUUUUGGAAGGACAACCUUAAUUAAAUCAGCUGUAUAAUAAAAACUCCAACAAACUAUAAUGAACAUGCACAAACAUACAUUAAAAUAUAUAUAUUUUUAAAUAAAAUUAAAUAAAACGGCUAGAAAAGUUGGAGAGCGAUAGGCCAUGUAAUUGCUGUUUAUUAGCAUAACAUGACCAGUUACUUUGGCUAUUUAAGGGUUUAGAACCCUAACAUGCCUCGUUCUUUCUCUAACAUUUUUCUCUAGUAAGACGUGGUAUAUUCCAGGCCCGGUUCCUGAACUAUCAACUUUAGCAACUUUGAAGUUACUGUCGAAGGAAAGUGGUAAAAGAGGAAGCACUAUGAAGCUAAAGUUCGAGCUAAACGGUAAGUGUGGUUAUAUGAUGUUAAAACUUUGUAUGGUGCAAGCUUUCGCAAGCGAAUUUUCAAUGGCGCACCUGCUCCUUUGGUCAGGCAUUCUGGAAUUCCUCGAUUUCGCGGAAUCGUCCAAAAAUCUUGAAUCAGCUGUAAAUACUGAACAUGGCUUUCGGAAUAGUACAGAAAUCCGAAUAUUCUGCCAUAUGUUAAUAUAUUUUGUACACGUCUCUUUUGUUAAAUUAUUUCAGGUCCAUCGCACAUGUCUUUGUACUUAUCUCCAAAAUCUGGUGUUGAAGUCGUUGACUCAUCUUUGGGUGAGCUGCACGAGAGGUCAUUUUUCCGUGAGACCGCGGAAACUACUACUCCACCCCAAUAUUUUGUGUAUUAUUCUCAUGGAAUAUAUACUGGUCCUUGGUACUUUUGGGUAGAACUUGAGGUAAGUUCUUCUAUGUUGUUGUAUAUUCUGACCUCUUUCCACCGCGCGACAAAACAAAAUUUCUAAAUUAGGGCAAAAUUUCUAAAGAGGGGAGGGGGUAUUCCUAGAAAAUUCGCCCCUCGGAAGUGCGAUAUUCACGGGAAGUUCAACUCCCGGGGGAGCGAAAUUGAUUGGGGGAGCGAAAUUGAUUGGGGGGGGGCGAAUUUCCUGAGACACCGGCUGGUACUCAUGCUAAAACCAUGCAUGGAACCUCUUACCUACAGAGUUCUCGGAAGAAUCUCGCACUUGAUAGAGUUUUCUGCGUAAAUCAAAAUCCUUGCAAUGAAACGAGAUAUUUUACUGUUUGGCACUGUAAACGUGUUGUAGCUGAUAGAAGAUUUGUACCGAGAGUAUCCCAGCCAAAUGAAGAUAUCAUAUUUGUCCGCAUACCCUGGCCUAUAAACUUAUUAAAGUCCUAACCCUUGCCCUUACCCAACCCCUGCCCUGUAUAAAAAUUUUCAGUAUUUUGUAUAAUGAAGUAUUUCGAAGAACCCGGGUUUGAUUCCUGGUGAAAAACACGUUUUCUCCAGAAUCAACCUGAGCAUACACGGUUUCCAUCGUAUUUCCUUUAGCCAGGCCAGAUGCUUUCAAUUGCUUGAGUUGCUUUCGAUUGCUCAAAAAAUUUAGUCAAUCCACCCAAGGGGGGGGGGGGUUAAUAGAGGAGUUACAGUACACAAAAUCAACCCAGCAAAGCUAAAGCACAUCUUUAAUAUUAAUAUUAAACAUCUUUGAUAUUUCCAGUCUCUGAGUACUACAGAUGAUCUCAUUGAUGUUGCAUUAGCUGGUCACUAUAGCCAUGGCAAAGAUUCCAAAUCUACGUUUAUGAAUCAUUUUGUCGAUAAACUUCCGGAUUGGGUCCAUCCAACAGCCUGGGUCAGCUCAUACCAAAAAUGGACAUUUUGAAGAAUGCAUAGGCUUCACGAAUUUGAUGUUGAAAUAUGUUAUAUUGAGGGCAUUGUCCUUUAAAUUAGAAAUUUUAAAGUUAUAUAUAUGCAUAUUAAUUAUAUAUUAGAAAAUGUUAAUCUAUUUCUAUGGGGAAAAUUUGUUCUUAAUAAUUGCGAUUUAGAGCUCUAAAUGUUGUAUUUAUUGGUGAUGGCAGCAGGUCGUCGAGUUUGUAACAACGUAUACACAUAGCAUGCUUAAGAAUAAUUAUAGGUUAUUAUUUAAAAUUGUUAAAAAUUUGCUCAGUAUAAUAAAUGACUUCAUCAAUGCUAAAUUUGCUGAUCAAAAUUUGUAUCAGUUAGAUGGCGGGGUCUCUCCGUUAUAGGAUUAAAUAAACUUGUUGAUGCAAGCUGCGUGUAAGUACUUACUGCGUGUAUGCAGGGCUGUCCAAUAUAGAAGUAGAGGGCACCCAGACCAUAGAGAUUAUAAAAAAAUAGAGUGGGCAUUGGGGGAAAAAUCGAGGGACAAAUUGAAACUUCCUAAACGGGCAAAUAACACUCUUUAAUUGGCUAAAAUCUCGUUGCCCGAAUGUAAAUGCUCAUUCCCGGAUGCAAAGCCGCGAUGUUUAGGAGAAGCGGGAAAAUUCGAAAAUAAGUUCCACGGAUGUUUUUGAUCCGUGCACCACUAUCCUUAGACAAUGUUUUACGCUAUUUGAAUAACGCACUAUGAGGGCGGUUACGGAGGGGGAUACCCACGCAAGACGGAGUGCCAACCGAGAGUGGCACAACCCGAUACUUUCCAGUUUCUAUGGAGAAAUCGAUACUUCCAGUCGAAAUAUAGCUCGAGUAAGGACCAAAAGCCCGAAACGAAUAAGAAUACCUGGGCUUCAAUUCAAAACAUGUUUUGGAUCGGUAGAAUCACAGGGAGCCCAUCCCGGGUCUUAUCGAAGUUAUGUAUUUGAAUUACGUAUGAAAUAUAUAGCUCAGUGUUGAAGCUUGCGAGUUGAAGGCUGUGUGCAGGCUAACGCGCGCGUUGAAUACACUAUAAAAAUAGUGUAUUCAACGCGCGCGAUAGCCCGCACACAGCCCGCAAGUCGCAGGCUUCAACACUGAGAGCUAUAUAUUUCAUACGUAAUUCUAAUACAUAACUUCGAUAAGACCCGGGAUGGGCUCCCUGUGGUAGAAUGUGCCUGGACAGCGGUGUUUACUUCGUGACUUCGCCACGUCCAAAUUUUUAUCAUUUUCUACGAUACGAUCAAUUUUUCACCACAAAAAUUUUCGCCACAGAUAAAUGUAAAACAUUCAGGAAUGUGGAUAAAACCAGGAUUGAAUACUUGUAGCAAAAAGAAUACAAUUGAAUACAAUUGUAGCAAAAGACGAAAAACUAUCUCUUCUUUGGUUUUACAUCCGGCUGUAACUCAAAGUUGCCACAAUCGGCAAGCUACAAUUUGUUCCUUUCGUUUAUGCCUGAACCUUCACCGCAAAUCCGCAAUGCCCACACUAUUCUUUAAUAAUCUCUAUAGUUGUCAAUCCUUAAUUAUAGUUGGAGAAACAAGGCGGCAAUUCCAAACCAGAAAGAAUGAAUAUGAAAGCAAUGUUAGACUGA
Messenger RNA from Paramuricea clavata, 15106 nucleotides. The record is from the annotation of a GenBank genome assembly. NCBI's taxonomy places the organism in Eukaryota, Metazoa, Cnidaria, Anthozoa, Malacalcyonacea, Plexauridae.